AUGUUAACAGAUAAGAUAUUUUCGUUACUAGUGUAUCUCGAGAGCAAGUUUUCUUUUCCAUUUUUAUUGAAAAAUGACUUAGAAGAGUCCAUUCUAAGACCUGGUUCAGUUGCACUAGUAACAGGAGGGUCUAGCGGAUUGGGUUUAGAAAUUGUCAAACAACUACUUUCAAAAAGAUGUACAGUGAUCAUCCUUGAUAUUUACCCUCCUAAUAUUCAAUUUGGGGCAGACAAAGCUCUUACAUAUUAUAAGUGUGACGUUGGAAGCCAAGAAGAGAUAGAGAAGACGUACAAAAGAAUAAGUAAGGACCAUGCAAGUAUCCACAUUUUAAUAAAUAACGCCGGCAUAACAUGUCUAAAACCGAUUACUGAAUUUUCAAAGGAGGAAGUGAAUAAAGUUAUUAAUGUGAAUUAUUUGGGGGCCUGUAAAUUAAUGCAUUUAUGGUUGUCGGCUAACAAUGAAGGGUUUAUUGUAAAUAUUGCCUCAGUUUUAGGUUUAAUUACCCCUGCAAGACUAGCUGCCUAUGGGGCAUCAAAAGGGGGUUUAAUUUCAUUCCAUCAAUCUUUGAAUCUUUUAUUAAAGAAAAGGACAACUAAUAAAAUCAAAAUGUUACUAGUAUGUACUGGUAAAAUUAGGACUAAGAUGUUUCAAUCCGUAGACUCACCAUCAACACUAUUUGCACCUGACAUUAAACCUGACAUUUUGGCAAGGAGGAUUGUUAAGUCCAUUGAAAGAGGAAAUUGCCAAACGAUUAGAAUGCCCUUUUAUGCAAAUCUGGUCCUUGUAUUCUUGUCGCUACAGAGACCUUACAUUUCAUUAUUGAAAAAAAUAAGUAAAAUGGAUGAAGCUACAAAGAUUUGA
Naumovozyma castellii is the source of this 861-nucleotide messenger RNA. RefSeq names its product short-chain dehydrogenase/reductase. The transcript has a single exon. NCBI's taxonomy places the organism in Eukaryota, Fungi, Ascomycota, Saccharomycetes, Saccharomycetales, Saccharomycetaceae. The coding region runs from base 1 to 861 and encodes 286 amino acids. The record is from RefSeq and is a predicted model, not a curated record.